Molecule: messenger RNA, 4803 nt
Organism: Parus major (Great Tit)
Lineage: Eukaryota; Metazoa; Chordata; Aves; Passeriformes; Paridae
Gene: BRDT
Product: bromodomain testis associated
Exons: 22
Coding region: 418-3462 (1014 amino acids)
Biological process (GO): positive regulation of transcription elongation by RNA polymerase II; chromatin remodeling
Cellular component (GO): nucleus; chromatin
Source: RefSeq, a predicted model, not a curated record
UGAGGGGGUCCCGGGGUCGCACGCGGCCCGCCUGUGGUGGCAGCCAGCAGCUCGAAAACCUCCGCGCAGCCGGGGCGGGUGGCACAGACCCCGCUCACGGCAGCUGGGACCGGCAACGGCCUUUAAGUUACCGGCCUCGAAACCGCGUGAGGCCGCCGGGCACCGCGUUCGUAACGGAGCCUGGGCUGCGCUCGGUAUCGGGCCCAGUGUGAGCGGCGGUGUGACGGUGCCGUGCCCUGAGCACCGAGGGUGCCAAAUGUUUUACUGAAAAACAUCAAGACAAAGCUGCUGCAUAGAAAGCUAACAACUUCAAUUAGCAAAGUAGUCCUCCUAUAAGAAGAAGCAGAACAGCAGGACCUGAAAUAAUGUUAAAUGCGUAAUGAUCUUUGAACAAGUGGAUAUACAACCUCGCUGAAGAUGUCUGUUCAAAGCCAGCACCGGCCCAUUAUUAUUAACCCUCCUCCACCAGAAUACAUAAAUAACAAAGGUUGUGGAUGUCAAACAAACCAACUUCAGUACUUACAGAGGGUGGUCAUGAGAGCCAUGUGGAGACACAACUUUUCCUGGCCAUUUCACCAACCUGUAGAUGCAGUAACACUGAAUCUGCCUGAUUAUUACACUAUCAUAAAAAACCCUAUGGAUUUAGGCACCAUCAAAAAGCGUCUGGAACACAAUUACUACACAAGAGCUGCAGAAUGUAUUGAAGACUUUAAAACUAUGUUCUGGAACUGCUACAUGUACAACAAGCCAGGUGAUGACAUUGUGUUUAUGGCCAAAGAGCUAGAAAAACUGUUUAUGCAGAAAAUAGCCCAAAUGCCACCAGAAGAAAAACUACUGAGUUCCAAUAAAGGAAAGAGAAAAGGAAAGAAGACAGAAGAAACAUGGCAGCCCAACCCUGGGACUUCAAAUGAACAAAGCACAAAUGAGCACCAACAAGCUGAAAGCAGUGAGCAGCCUCCAGUGAUGACUCAAGAGCAACAGCAGGUGACACUGGCUCCUUUGUCUGCAGCUCAGCUGACUGCUUUAAUGCCAGCUGCAGCCUCUGUAACAAAAGCAAAAAAAGGUGUAAAAAGGAAGGCUGACACUACAACUCCUACUACUUCAAUAGUUGCAGCAAAUGGAGAAUCUUCUGCAAUGUUUUAUGAAAGAAAAGCUGUUAAAGCAUGUAGAAGUGAAAAUGAAUGUAUGGUAUCAAAUAAGCUUCUGAAGAAACCAUUUUCAGAUUCUGAACAGCCACCUGGAAUUACUAAAAAGAUUCAGUUGUCAGAACAACUAAAACAUUGUAAUGCAAUACUUAAAGAAAUGUUUUCAAAGAAACAUGCAGCAUAUGCAUGGCCUUUCAUAAAACCUGUAGAUGUGGCAUCGUUCUCCACUGAUGUGAACCAAGCCAAUUCCAAAUGUCCUACAGACCUAGGAACCAUUAAAAAGAAAAUGGAUAACUUCGAAUAUAAUGAUAUACAAGAAUUUGCUACAGAUGUUAGAUUAAUGUUCAUGAGCUGCUAUAAACGUAAUUCUUCAGACCAUGAAAUAGUUGCUAUGGCAAGAAAACUUCAGGAUGUUUUUGAAAUGCACUUUGCUAAAAUUCCUGAUGAACCUGUUGCAAGUGAUCAUCUGCCACAUCCUGGGAGAGAAAUGAAAGAAGCUUAUUCCAGUGAAAGUAGUAAUGAUAACUCCUCAGAAGAAAAAUCAUCUGAAGACUCUGAAGAGGAAAGAGAAGUGCACCUCAAAAAGCUUCAGGAGCAACUUAAAGCUCUUCACCAGCAGUUGUGGCUUUUGACCAAAGCAUGUUUAUCUAGACCAGAAAAGAAAAAAGGGAAGGCUAAAAGCGAGAAAAGAAAGAAUAAGGAGAAAGCAGAAACAGAAAGCUUGAUUCAAAAGAAGAAAAAUCUGAAAUACAUGAAGAAAUCUAAGAAAAAUCUGUCUUUAAACAUUCAAUCAAAGAAAACCAUGCAGCAGGUCUUGUUGGCACAUAAGUCAGAAGAUGAAGAUGGUGCCAAACCUAUGAAUUAUGAUGAAAAACGACAGUUGAGUUUGGACAUAAAUAAACUCCCUGGAGAUAAGCUUGGGAAAGUAGUCGAUAUAAUACAGUCAAGAGAACCUGCACUGAGGAACUCUAACCCUGAUGAGAUAGAAAUAGAUUUUGAAACCUUAAAUGCUUCAACACUCAGAGAACUAGAGAAAUAUGUAGCAACCUGUUUGAGGAAGAAACAAAGAAAGCAGGCUAAAAAAACAACAAAGUCAAAAGAAGAAUUUAAUUUUGAGAGGAAACAAGAGCUAGAGAAGAGACUACUGGAUGUCAAUGGUCAACUAAACCCAAAGAAGGAGAGCUUCAAGAUUGAAAACAAUGCUGAGUCAAGUACUGGGCCAAGCAGACUGAGUGACAGCAGCAGCAGCUCUUCAGAUUCCAGCAGCAGCACCAGCAGUGAUUCUAGCUCCUCAGAUAGCAGCGACUCUGAAUCAGUUACAGAAACCUGUUCGAAACAGACUGGAGCCAGGCAGAACUGUCCAGCUUCUAUGGAAAAGUCUAAGAAGACAUCCUGCAAUGCUGUUCUGCAAGCACAGCCCUCCUCUCUUACUAGCAGCCUGCAAAAUCAUGGAUCAUCUGAACUGCAGCAGCAACCUCCCAAUGUACUGCAAAGGUUUCAGUGCCUUAAUCCAUCAGAACAAAAUGCUCAGACUCUCUCAGAUAACAUCUCAGCUGUACCUGCUCUGCAUGAUGCUCCAGACCAGCAAACUCCUCAGAGCACUCCAAAGACAAAUCAGUCUUCUGUCACCCACUCCAGAAAUGUUCUUCCAGAGGUGUCCAACACCAUUUUGCAAGUUGACGGUGCAGACUGGACUAAACAAGCUGAGCAAACAAGGCAGCUAGACAAAUCAAAUAAACUUCAAAACAAGACCAACGCGAGAACUGCUGAUUUAAUAUCCAUAAGUCAAGAACAAAGUCAUUGUACCCUCAAUGAUCAACCUAAUGAUAAAAACAUACUAGAGCCAAUAUCUGAACUUCUUCCAAGAAAGGAGACAGAAUUGAAGACUGUAGGUUCCUGGGUAAGCCUAUGUAAAACAAUGAAGCUUCCAGCUCCAAUAAAAGCAUCUGCAGAGAGCUUCAAUCAGUUCAGAGAUGCAGUAUUAAAGAGGAGUGGGCAAGUGCAAGAGUCAAAAAGGUCUCUUCUGCAAGCUGAGAAGGAGCUGCAAAAUCUUCCACAAGAAAACAAAAAGUUUGUAACCACUUCUGUGGGCCAUGAAAGCACAGGAUUGGAUGCCAUGGCAGAGACACACUGUGAGCUUGAAAAAGAAAUACAAGAGAGUAAAGUGCCUGAAGCUCAACAACAUAUUCUUGACCAAGACCGUAACUUGGCUAGAAAAAUGGAACAAGAGCGCAGGAGGAAGGAAGCAACGGCUUGGAUAAUUGAUGUGAAUCUGCAGAGAGAUAUUAUGGCAUCUUUUGAAGAAUAUCUUGAGUGAAAGUAGUAGUCUGCAUAGAAUUUAACUUCAAACUACUAUGAGCAGCAUAGUUUUGUACUAGUUAGGAUCUUAUGUUCAGACCACUUUAAAGGUCUUCUAUAAAAUGCUUUGUAUUAAAAGCUUGUUCAUUAAUAGCUGAAGUGUCACAAGAUUUAUUUCUUUUUACUGCUUGUUUUUAACAUAUCAUCUAGUCAGCUACACAGUGGAAUGGAGUUGUUCAUUUAUUGCAGUUUCAUAUGUUGUGUAUAUAUGGUAUUAAAAAAAUCUCUCUCCUGUGACACACCUGCACAGAAUCUGGGCUGUGACAAAAAGAUCUCUCUAAAAGUGAUGCUGUCUGAGGGGUGUGUAACAUUACUUGUAAUCACAAAAAAGCUUCCAUUAACUCUAUUAUUUCAGCAGCAAAUCUUAUGUACUUGCAUGUCUUUUAAGGCCCAGAUGUGUUUAAUGUAUUUUAUGUUAACAUAGCAUUUAGCUAAGGGUGCAAACAUGUUUACCACAUAGUUCUGUUCUUCUCAGGAAGAAAUUAUGGAAAAUUGGCUCCAGUUUGAAAGGUUUUCUGAUUGAUGCAAGAUAUUAUUAAUGUCAAAAAAUUGUCUGAGGUAGAAACCAGAAUGUAAAAACCACACCUUCUUGUUGUUUAUAUACAGCUAUGGGAAAUUAAUGUGGGACUAAUGAAACAUUGGUUUAUAGAAUUAACACCAAAACACAACAUGUAUUACAGAAAUGCUGGGGGGAACAGGACCCCCUUCAGACAAUCUAUUUCAGUAAUCUCCAAGCCCUUUUUGUCAUAUACCCCAUCAUUUAAAUAUUUUAAGCAUGGACCAUGUGUAUUUAUUGAUUUAUAAAUUAUAUACAAUAUUCCACUGUAGUAGUAUAUUUUUUAUAUUACAUUAUAAUAUUUUCAAUUUCUGUUUUUAACCCUGCUUAUUUAUUUUAUUUUGUAGUUUAUAAAAUUGUAUUCAAUAUUUUCUUCCCACACUCCACUUUGGAGACUACUGAUCUCAUUGAGCCUCCCACUCAAAACUCUCUCCCUACGGAGAACUUUGAUUUGUCAAGUUUCUGGAUGAAAAGUGAACGUAACACUGCCAGUUGUGGUGAGGUUCUACCACAGACAAUUAAAUUAAGUAAGAUAAGUCAACAAAACUUUCCAUAAAUAACUGAAUUUUCAGAGAAAGACAGUAGAUUGCUUCUAAACUCAAAAAUGCCAGCUUAACACAUGCCCAGAAAUGGUAGCCUGGUCUUUCAGGUAGCAGGCUGAUGAGUUAAUGCUAGUUCAAAUAUUUAUUGGAUAUUUAUUAUUUAUUACUUUAUUAUUCAAUAAAGUAAUUGUGGAUCUUCAAA